This is a messenger RNA of Humulus lupulus (European hop), 1701 nucleotides long. RefSeq lists its product as uncharacterized. The record is from RefSeq and is a predicted model, not a curated record. The coding region runs from base 1 to 1701 and encodes 566 amino acids. The transcript is spliced from 5 exons. Lineage: Eukaryota; Viridiplantae; Streptophyta; Magnoliopsida; Rosales; Cannabaceae.
AUGGUGUUGGAAUCUGGUGUUGUUCAUUUUGACAGGAAACCUGUUCUGCUGAGGCCUUGGUCAACUGAUUUAGACAAUAUGAGUCUGGUGAAAUCAGUUCCGGUUUGGAUUAGGUUACCUGAUCUUGGUCUUCAAUAUUGGGGUAUUAAAAGUUUGAGUGCUCUUGUUAGUACCAUUGAUCGUAUACCUCAGUUCAUCAGUUUUAUUAAUGAGCGAGGUCAACUAAUGGAGCAGGUUAUAGAGUUUGAAUGGCUUCCUACUCAUUGUUCGAAUUGUAAAAAUUUUGGUCAUUCUUCUGGUAGUUGCAAGUGUGUUCAGGAGGCAGUUUGGAGGCCAAAGAAGAAGGAAUCUGGUCUGGAGUUAGGGGAAUUUGUGGGUUCCCAUGCUCCUCCUGUACCUGGUUCUGAAUCUUUGGCCAAGGAUCCUCAAGAGCUGGUGGCUGGCGAGGUUGUACAAAAAGGUAAAUUAAAGGAGGCUAGUUGUUCUACAGAUGGGCAGGAGAUGAAGUGGACUACCCCAAAAAAAGUGGGAGGAAAUAAACAAAAUGCUACAGCUUCUCUGAAUUUGAGGACUAACAAAUAUAGUGUCUUGCAGGAGAAUCAUUUGGAGGUCUCAAAGAAGAGUCAACAAGAGGUCAAGGAUUCCAAUGGAAGGGUGCAACAUACUGUGUUCAAUAAAGUUGGCUUAGGUGCUUUUCUAGAAACUAAAUUGCGAGGCAAUAAGAUUGAGGAAAUGAUGCGGAAUGCUUUCAUGGGCUGGGACUGGAUUAGUAGCCCGACUGUGGAGGGUAGGAUUUUGUUAGUUUGGAAGGCUGAUAUUGUGACCCUAAGUUUACUUCAGGAAGAUGACCAAUUCAUUCAUUGCUAUGUGAAGAUUAAGGGUGUUUCGCUGAAGUUUUGCUUGACUCUUAUAGUAGUUGGGGAUUUUAAUGCAGUGUUCGAUUAUGAUGAUCGUAUUGGUGGUAGGCCAGUUACUGAGUUGGAAGUGGAAGAUGGUCGUCAUUGGAGGGCUUGCUCUAUGAUGACAGAUUUGCAGAGGAUCAUUAAGAAAUUAAAGAGGCUUAAACCUAUUUUGCUUCAGUUUAAUAAACUGAAAGUAGGUGAUGCAGCUAGGCAAUUUUCUGAAGCUAAAAUGAAUUAUAAGCAAGCCCAUAUGUCUUUACAACAGAACCCUUUGUUGAUUUCUCUUCAGCAGGCUGAGAAAGAGGCGUUUUUUGAGUUUGGCUGUAAGUCCAGAAUUUAUGAGAGUUUCCUUAGACAAAUGAGCAAAAUUAGUUGGCUUAGAUUUGGAGAUGAGAACACUGCUUAUUUUCAUGCUAGUCUUAAGCAGAGGAAAAUUGGUAAUCAGAUUUCUUCUUUCAUGAAUGAUGAGGGUCAGAUUAUUGAUAAAUAUGCUGAGGUUGUUGAGUAUUUCUUUAACCGUUUCAAAGGCUUUCUAGGCAGAUCUAGUUUAGCUUAUGUUUGGGUUGAGCAAGAGUGUUUUCAACAAGGGGUUGUUUUGACUCUGGAGCAACAACUUGGUAUAAUAAUGCCUUUUACUAAGAAGGAUGUUAAGAGAUCUUUAUUUAGUAUUCACUCAAUCAAGAGUCCUGGUCUAGAUGGAUAUGGUUCGGGUUUCUAUAAAUCUUUAUGGAAGGAUAUAGGGGAUGAAAUUUCAGAGGCGAUACUGAUGUUUUUUUUAUCGUGGGGUGAUUCCUCCUGA